Messenger RNA from Striga asiatica, 1600 nucleotides. NCBI's taxonomy places the organism in Eukaryota, Viridiplantae, Streptophyta, Magnoliopsida, Lamiales, Orobanchaceae. The record is from the annotation of a GenBank genome assembly.
AUGACUGAGAGAUUGCUGGAUCAGAUGGGAAUGAAUAUCGUUGUUGAUGACUGGGAAGAACUGUUCUUGACCGGAUAUGCUCAGGCACCUCCUCCCGGUUACUUUGUACGGUUAGAGAACAAGAGUGCUGAAGACGAUCUUUAUUUGAGAAAGAGAACAAGGAUGCGUAGGUGGCUGUGUUGCACUUGUCAAGUAGAGGAGUCCUAUCAGCCCCAUGAAAAUGAGCACCUGAAGAGCCCAACAACUCAUGCUGAUGGACAUCAAAGAGGCUCUAAAGCUUCAGCUCCAGUGAAGCAUGAGGUUCAGAAGGCAGUACCUCCUAUUGAGGUGCCUGCUCUGUCAUUGGAAGAACUGAAAGAGAAAACAGACAAUUUCGGUUCAAAGGCAUUGAUUGGUGAAGGAUCUUACGGAAGAGUAUACUUUGCUCAGCUGAAUGAUGGAAAAGAGGUUGCUGUCAAGAAGCUUGAUGUGUCGUCUGAGCCUGAUUCAAAUGUUGAGUUCUUGACUCAGGUUUCCGUGGUGUCAAAUCUUAAGCAUGAAAAUCUUGUUGAAUUGCUUGGCUACUGUGUAGAUGGCAAUCUACGUGUAUUAGCUUAUGAGUUUGCAACCAUGGGAUCUCUCCAUGACAUUUUGCAUGGAAGGAAAGGAGUGCAAGGAGCACAACCUGGGCCAGUACUUGACUGGAUGCAAAGGGUAAGAAUUGCUGUUGAUGCUGCAAGGGGACUGGAAUAUUUGCAUGAGAAAGUACAGCCUUCAAUAAUUCACAGAGAUAUCCGAUCCAGCAAUGUGCUUCUUUUUGAAGACUAUAAAGCCAAGAUAGCAGAUUUCAACCUUUCAAAUCAGGCUCCUGACAUGGCUGCCCGUCUUCAUUCUACUCGAGUUCUGGGAACCUUUGGUUAUCAUGCUCCAGAAUAUGCAAUGACAGGACAGUUGACACAGAAGAGUGACGUUUAUAGUUUUGGGGUUGUUCUGCUUGAGCUUCUGACUGGAAGAAAGCCUGUCGAUCACACCAUGCCACGUGGGCAGCAGAGUCUUGUUACCUGGGCCACGCCAAGAUUGAGUGAGGACAAAGUGAAACAAUGCGUUGAUCCAAAACUCAAGGGAGAGUAUCCGCCAAAAGGGGUAGCCAAGUUGGCAGCUGUUGCAGCAUUGUGCGUGCAGUAUGAAGCAGAGUUUCGCCCGAAUAUGAGCAUUGUUGUCAAGGCUUUGCAGCCUCUCUUGAAGUCGACUGUCCCUGCUCCUGAGAUUUAAGUGUGAAGUUUGCUCUGCGUGUUUGAUUAAGUUUGCAUGAAAUGCCAUUUUAUUAUUUCUUUUCAUUUUCUCUGCUCCUGAGACCAUUGUCUGUUUGCUACUCGGUGGUGAUGUGAUGUUGGUAUUAUAAAAUUGAGCCGUUGUUUGUGUGGGACUGACUGUGUGUUGCUUGCUAAGGCGGCUAAACACAAAUUUUUAUUGUUUUUACUUUCUAUUUUUCGUAUGGGUGAUGAUUAUAUGAGUUUCUUUUGAGUGAUUUUCUUUGUCAAAUCAGAUCAAUUCAAUUUGGCUUGGUGCUUUCUUUUAAAGUGUUGCGCUAUGUAUGUAGGUACUAGGUAGGGUACCUCAU